CUAUCAAUUUCUCUUCUUUUUGGUGCUACAGAGUUCGGAUUUGCUCCUUGUGCCUCCUGGAAAGGUUUUGGGUGGUGAGGUGGCUCCCGGUUCUUGCUUAAAGUUUUGUUUGUUCACUUGAUAUGGAGAAUUGUAGUGAUUUCCUACCAUGGCUUGGACCAGAUGUGUCUAUAAAGAUUCUCUUGAAUUUAGAUGACCCAGUUGAUCUCGUCCGUGCUAGUGCUGUCUCCCGUGCUUGGCAUGAAUUCGUUAUUGCAAAUGGUUUCUGCAAGAACCUGUGCUUAAGGAUGUUUCCAGUUAUAUCCAUGGUUGCAAACGUUAUUGAAUUAAACAAUAUGACAAAGCCUUUCGAAGUGGGAUCAAACAGUUCUUUGGAAUGGGGAAGUCUGAAGAGGGAUCAUCGAGUUUAUGCUCUUUUAGCUCACAGCUUCACUUCUUUUAGGAAAAAAGAUUGCAUUGUAGAGGCCAUUAGUGCAUCCAGUACUGAUAAUUAUCCUGAAGAAAGUAUUGACAACACCUUGGAACCCAAUGACCGCAUUGAGCAGGGGGUGGCUUCAUACUGGUCAAGCAAAGGAGAAAGCAAUCCUGCAGUGCCUGAGACAUUAACUUAUAGAUUGGUGUCUGGGCUGUGUGUUUUAAAUGAAAUCAGCAUACAGCCAUUCCAAGCAUUUUUUCAGUCUGGUUACCCCAUAUAUUCGGCCAAGGCUGUGCAAUUUCGAACGGGCUAUCUCAAGGAACCACUGGAAGCAGGGAGUGAUCACAUGGAUGAGCCUUCAGCCAGUCGCAGAUACGUUAAAGACAACUUCAUAUCAACAUAUGUUUCGCCAGAGUUCCCUAUGGCUCAGGAAAAUAGUUUGCAGAAGUUCAAGCUACCAGAGCCUGUACUUUGUAUUGGUGGUAUUCUGCAGGUUGAGCUAUUGGGUAGGAUCCAGAGACAAGAAAUGGAUGGCUUAUUCUAUAUAUGUGUGUCCCAUGUUAACGUUGUUGGUCGCCCACUCUCACCUACAUUCGAUGUUGAAAUCCUUGAUCAGCCUGGGAAGUCUGGAAAGUGCAUACUGAAGUAUGACCCCAAUGUUGAGUGUUGCAGGUCUCCUGCAAGAUCAUCUGAGGGUGAGUCCAGUGUGCCCUCUCGCUUGCGUGUCUUUAGGUUAAUGCAAAGAGGUGUGAGAGGUUGGGAGCAAAUGAUUAUCAAUACGUUGCUGGGUAAUGUUGCUGUUGAUGGAGAUUAUGAAUCAGAUGAAGAGCUGGUUGCAUAGACCCGUUAUAUUUAUCAGUUAUUGCCA
Messenger RNA from Telopea speciosissima, 1283 nucleotides. Its product is annotated as F-box protein At4g00755-like. The record is from RefSeq and is a predicted model, not a curated record. The transcript is spliced from 6 exons. Lineage: Eukaryota; Viridiplantae; Streptophyta; Magnoliopsida; Proteales; Proteaceae. Gene Ontology annotation, molecular function: protein binding. The coding region runs from base 123 to 1256 and encodes 377 amino acids.